AGAGAAGGGGUGGAGGAGGGGAGAGAGUGAUCUCAGAAAAUGUUUGGAAGAAGCAUCAGUUAGGCAAUAAAACUUACAAGAAAACAUGCCUCUCAUAUAAAGCAUUCCCACCAGAACUAUUUAAGUGUCGGAAUCAGUUCACCCAUAGCUCAGAGGCAUUAAUAAGAAUAGUGAACGGCACAGUCGCCAGAAAAGUUGAGCCUCUGUGUUAAUCUAAGGGAGUUUUUUUUUUUUUUUUAAAGCCCAUGCUUUGUCUACUCAGCAUCAGGAGUUCCUAACGGGACUGUGGACCAACUGGCACCCAGGAGACUGAUAACCGAUCCAAAAAAAGUUCAAGUGGGAGUGUGGUGUGCAUUUUGUGAACUGGACCGUCUAAAGAUUACAAUAAUUGCUGGACCGAGCAGAGCCUCUUCAGGCAUAAAUAGCAAGACUCCCACCGUCCCCGCUUGGAGAACAAGCCAGCCGCCAGGAAAGCAGGUGUCCUCACCUCUGCAGGACUUCAGAGGAAACAGGAAAAUGGAAAACUUGACGCUCGUCUACAGUUCCUGCAAAGUUAUCUGGACUCUCCUUUUAACCCUCCUGGGUUAUGCCAGCUGUCUGCCUGUGGGUGAAGAUUCUGUUUGCAGAGCAGAGGAGCUUGCUAAGUACGGCAUAACCUUUACAGGGAAAUGGAAUCAGAUUGCCUUCCCUAAGCAGUAUCCCCUAUUCCGGCCUCCGGCUCAGUGGUCAUCAGUGUUAGGUGCCACACACAGCUCUGACUAUAACAUGUGGAAAGAGAAUGAAUACGUCAGCAACGGAGUGCGGGAUUUUGCUGAGAAAGGAGAGGUCUGGGCGUUAAUGAAGGAAAUAGAAGCAGCCAGUGAAAAGAUUCAAAGCGUUCAUGGUGUCUUCUCAGCUUCGGCCAUAUCCAGUGGCACAGGGCAAACAUCUACUGAACUAGAAGUACAUUCAAGACACUCAUUAGUUUCAUUUGUAGUGAAGAUUAUACCGAGCCCUGACUGGUUUGUUGGCGUAGACAGUUUAAAUCUCUGUGAAGGGAACCAGUGGAAAGAACAAGUUACGUUAGAUCUUUAUCCUUAUGAUGCCGGGACCGAUAGUGGCUUCACUUUCUCUUCACCAAACUUUGCCACUAUUCCUCAGGACGCAGUCACAGAGAUAACAUCUUCAUCUCCGAGUCAUCCGGCCAACUCAUUUUAUUAUCCCAAGCUGAAAUCUCUGCCCCCAAUUGCUCGAGUGACCCUCUUCAAACUUCAACAAAACAAAAUGGGCUUUGCACCUACUCAACCUGACCUGCCUGCCAUUGGGAAUGAGAUAGACGAUGCCCUCUCAGAAACACCCCUGGAUUGCGAAGUUUCCCUGUGGUCCUCUUGGGGUCUGUGCACAGGCACCUGUGGCAAAUUAGGAACCAAAAGCAGAACUCGCUACGUUCGUGUCCAGUCUGCCAACAAUGGGACCCCUUGCCCGGAUCUCGAAGAGGAUUCCGAAUGUGAACCUGACAAUUGUGUCUAGCAGGUUUAGCACGUGGAUCGCUUAAAUGCAACAGAUUUCCCAAAGUUGAUUCUUUGCUAUGUCAGUCAUUCAAUCGUAUUUAUUGAGCGCUUACUGUGCGGAGAGCACUGUACUAAGCGCUUGGCGGAGUACAGUAGAACGUUAUAAUAGACACAUUCCCUGCCCAGAACAAUGGUAUCUUUUCUAAUUCAGGGGUAUCGUGGAAUUUUACUGAACGUGGCUUUUGUGAGGCUGGGGAGGCCAUUUAUUGUUUGAGAUGAAGAUGUUUUUGUUUCCUUUCUAAAUGUUUCUGCAACAAUUCCUGACUGCAUUUUAGAAAGCAAACCUCCAAAAAGCUAUUUUCCCUCAAUACCAUAAAUACUGUCAAUACCCUCUAGUGGCUAAAAGGAAGACUUUUUGGAUAGGUGAAUUUCCUUACUAUCAACAAAUCUUUCCAAAACAAAAUCUCUAAAGGAGACCACUGCUUUUCUCAGAUGUAAGAGUCUAGAUUCUCGGAGGUUUAUUUAUACCUUUAUGGCUAAUUAUUACGUCGCUCUAAAUUAUGUUGGAUGAUAAUUUAUUACCUUUGAUGUUGACCUUUAAAUGCCGCUGGUCUCUCCAGGAAACACUUAUUUGAAUGUGGGUGGCCAGAUGUUUCAGGCUAGAUGGGAUAAUUAAAGGCAUGAUUGAACUCCUGGGGUCCUGAUAUCACGGAACAGCAUUAGGCACUUGCCCCGGGAUUGGAGAAAACACUCCUUUUACUGAGUUGACAGAAGCACCUAGAGGUGCAGGUGUCUGAGAAUCCAUUGUAACUCCCCUGGAUCUCUGGUGGGAUUCUUGAAACUUGUUCUUUGCUCCUUUGGAAUUUUCAAGUUACCAAUAAAAUCAUCUUUGAACUAGAACAAACUGAAGGAUUCUAGGGGAUUCACCUAAAGAAUUUUUGUUUGUUAAUGAUAGCUCUUGUGGUCAAUGAAUAAAUGUUUUCACCUUUCUUCUUAA
Molecule: messenger RNA, 2487 nt
Organism: Tachyglossus aculeatus (Australian echidna)
Lineage: Eukaryota; Metazoa; Chordata; Mammalia; Monotremata; Tachyglossidae
Gene: SPON2
Product: spondin 2
Exons: 6
Coding region: 517-1509 (330 amino acids)
Biological process (GO): cell adhesion
Cellular component (GO): extracellular matrix
Source: RefSeq, a predicted model, not a curated record